AUGAAAACUAGAAUAUUAUUAUUGUUUUUAUUGCUUUCCAUUUUAUUAAAUGUAUCAUUUUCUUUGGAUGAAACCAAGAAUAUAGAAAAUAAUCUUGCUGCUGAAUUAAUACCAGAUAUUGGAGAAAAAAAUAAUAAUAAUAAUUUAGAAUUAGUAGGGUUAAAUGAAAAUGAAAAACAAAAAACUGAAAAUGUUGAAGAAAUUUCAAAUGUUGUCAGAGAGAAACAAGUUGAAAAUAAACCAGAUGUUGAAUAUGAAUUCCAUCAAAUUUCAUUAGAAGAUAAUUUAAAGAAAAUUAUUAAUGAUAUUGUCUCAAUUUCCAAUAGAAAUAGAGAACAAGAUAUUACAAGCUUAUUAAACUAUAUAUUUAAUGUUAAACCAAAAUCUGAAGAUUUUAAAGAAUAUAAUGGAAAACAAAGUAAAUUCCAACAAAUGGUAAACUACUUCCAAUCAUUCGAUGAAAUUAUCAAGCAACAUCAAUUUGAAAUUGACCAAGACCAAGUACGUCUUUUAGCUCAUGAUUUCACCAAAGCCUACUCUAGUGUAUUUGAAUUGGAUAAUGAUGAAAAUCUUCAAUUUGAAGACAACCUCACCAAUUUCCUUUAUUUAUCAGUUCAAAAAUUCUUAUCAAGUUUUGGUCUCCCAGAAUAUAAACCACAUUUUGAAAGAUCAAAUCUACUUGAAAGAGAUGUCCAUAGAUAUGUCUCACACCCAGAUGUCUCCUACUGGUCAAAUGAUAAUGUUGAAAAGAUUGCCAAGGCUUCUACCCUAACUGAAAACAAUAUUCAAGAUAUUUCAAAAGCAAUCGUUCAAUUAUCAGAAGGUGAAUCAAAAUACUUUAAAAAUGUAAUGGAAAUAUUAGAUAUCCAAAACGCACCAAAUCGUCAAAAAGUUGCCAAUAUCUCUUCAAUUCUUAAAACCGCUUUACGUAUUAUGUAUUCAAUGAUUUCAAAACUCCAAACCAAUGUUGAUAAUAUUGAUAAUAAUGAAAAUAUUGAUAAUACUGAUAAUAUUAAUAAUGAUAAUGUAGUUGCAAAAUAUCCAACAUGGAUUAAUGAAGAAUAUAUUAAAGAUGUUGAUAGUGUUUCUAAAGCUAGUGAAUUGUUUAAUCCAAGAACCAUUGUCGCAUUUAAUAAAUUAUUUAUUAGAAAUAAUGAUCCAAUUUCAAAAUAUGAUCAAGAGUCAUUAACUCAUCAAUUUGUUGAUUUGGCUUAUUCAAUACUCUAUGGUAGACAACAAAAAUAUGAAGAAUUUGCUGAAAAAGGUAAAACAGCUUCAGAUACAAACAUUGAUCCAAUAAUACUUAAUCGUAUCAUUUCAAUGGUUGAUAACGUUCAAGAAGUUUCUCAACAAGAAAAUAGUCAAGGUUACUUAUUACGUGCUGCUCGUGCAUUCUUUAAUUUAUUCCAUAUUCGUGAAAAUUAUGAUGCAUUAAUGAAUGCUUUUGAACAAGAACAAGAAGAACAAAUAAAUAACAUUAAUAAUAAUAAUAAUGAAAAUACCCAACAACAAGAAGAACAACAAAAUGAUGAAAAUAAUCAACAAACAAAACAACAAAAACAAGCAUCAUCAAAUAUUCAAUAUAUUGCUCAUAGAGUAAAUAAAAUAAUUCAAGAGAAUACAAAUAUUGAUCAAGGUGAUGAAACUAAAAGAAAUGAAAAUGUUUUUAGAAUUCUUUACAACAUUUAUCUUCACUAUUAUGGUUUGGAAGAUGAAAACCAAUUAGAAUCAAAUAGAAAAGUUUCAAAUAAAAAAAUUGAAAAUGAAAAUCCAGAAGUUUCAUUCAUUAGAGAAAUCGUUCCAUCCUUAUCUGAAAAUGAUGUUGUUGAUAUUCUUGAAGAAAUUGAUAGAGUAGCUGAUCAAUUAGGUUACAAAAGUACAAAAAUUGAUGAUAUUGAUGAAAAUGAUGAACUAAAUAAUAAUGCUGGGGAAACUAGAGAUUUAGGUGAUUUCCAAUAUCAAGAAAAUGAAAUUUAA
Dictyostelium discoideum AX4 is the source of this 1977-nucleotide messenger RNA. RefSeq lists its product as hypothetical. The record is from RefSeq and is a predicted model, not a curated record. The transcript has 3 exons. Bases 1 to 1977 code for a protein of 658 amino acids. Lineage: Eukaryota; Evosea; Eumycetozoa; Dictyosteliales; Dictyosteliaceae.